AUGGUGUUGCUGAGUCCAUCGGUCAGUGCAUUAAGACGAUUACUGUCUAUAUGUGAAGUAUAUGCUGAGGCUCAGGGACUCGAGUACAAUGCCAAGAAAAGCGAAAUCGUGGUUUUUAAGGCGGGUGCAAAAGGCUAUAAAACCAUACCUGAGGUAUCGCUCUACGGAUCACCGUUACUUAGGGUGACCAGCUUUAAGUACUUGGGUCAUUGGGUAGUCGAGAACUUAGGCGAUAAUAAGGAUAUAGACAGGAAUCGAAGGUCACUGUCGGUUCGCUGCAACAUGCUGGCUCGCAGAUUUGCACGUUGUACAGAAGAUGUCAAAAUAACUUAA
Melitaea cinxia (Glanville fritillary) is the source of this 333-nucleotide messenger RNA. RefSeq lists its product as uncharacterized. The transcript has a single exon. The coding region runs from base 1 to 333 and encodes 110 amino acids. The record is from RefSeq and is a predicted model, not a curated record. Lineage: Eukaryota; Metazoa; Arthropoda; Insecta; Lepidoptera; Nymphalidae.